This is a messenger RNA of Castor canadensis (American beaver), 5111 nucleotides long. Lineage: Eukaryota; Metazoa; Chordata; Mammalia; Rodentia; Castoridae. The record is from RefSeq and is a predicted model, not a curated record.
AUAAUUUUAUUUUCAAAUUAGAAUUUACUUCUUAAGUAAGAUCAUUCUGUGUUUAAAAAAAGCGAGUGAGGUGAUUGUUGUUAACUAGAAAAUGUGUUUCAGAUCCUGUAUUAGGGUUGUGGCUUGUAAACAAAUGAUACUGCCCCUACCUUUUGUAAGUUCAUCGUGAAUGGGGUGAAGUUGAGUUACUUUGGAAGCAGACUGAAUUGGUCAUAGUCCUGCAGAAGUUUUAUUAGGAAAUGCUCUUGGGAUUGCUACCUGUGGAAGAAGAGGAAAGGAAGCAGGAGUGGGAUAAGGGAGAGAAAUUGAACUGUGAUUUUAGUUAAUUAAUUAAUUUAGUGCUGCGGGGAUGGAACCCAGGGCCUUAUAAAUGCUAGGCAAGUACUCUACCACUGAGCCAUAACUCCAGCUCAUGAUGUUUGUUCUCUUAAUGAAGGUGUCAACAGUCCCAAGGAGAGAAUACAAAGCCUGGACUUGAGUGAAAGAGUCAUUAGUGGAGGCAGUUCUGAAAAGGACUGACAGCUAAGAGCUGUCUUCUAGUAGCACUUUUCAGCAGAUGGUACAACAAAUCCUCUAGCCCUCUUUCUGAAGCAAAGACUCAUUUUGAAGAUGUUUAAUAAAUCAUUUGGAACCCCCUUUGGGGGUGGCACAGGUGGCUUUGGCACAACAUCAACAUUUGGACAAAAUACUGGCUUUGGUACCACUAGUGGAGGGGCAUUUGGAACAUCUGCAUUUGGUUCUAGCAAUACUACUGGAGGCUUAUUUGGAAACUCACAGGCCAAACCAGGAGGAUUAUUCGGUACCAAUUCAUUUAGCCAGCCAGCUACUUCCACAAGCACUGGUUUUGGGUUUGGUACAUCAACAGGAACAUCAAAUAGCUUGUUUGGAACUGCAAGCACAGGGACCAGUCUUUUCUCUUCCCAAAACAAUGCAUUUGCACAAAAUAAACCAGCUGGCUUUGGGAAUUUUGGAACAAGUACUAGCAGUGGAGGACUCUUUGGAACUACAAAUACCACCUCUAAUCCUUUUGGUAGCACAUCUGGUUCCCUCUUUGGGCCAAGUAGUUUUACAGCUGCUCCUACUGGGACUACCAUUAAAUUUAAUCCUCCAACUGGUACAGAUACUAUGGUCAAAGCUGGAGUGAGCACUAACAUCAGUACCAAACACCAGUGUAUUACUGCUAUGAAAGAAUAUGAAAGCAAGUCACUAGAGGAGCUUCGUUUAGAGGAUUAUCAGGCUAACCGGAAAGGUCCACAAAACCAGGUGGGAGCAGGUACCACGACUGGCUUGUUUGGAUCUUCUCCAGCCACCUCCAGUGCAACAGGACUCUUCAGCUCCUCCACUACUAACUCAGGCUUUGCAUAUGGUCAGAACAAAACUGCAUUUGGAACUAGUACAACUGGAUUUGGAACAAAUCCAGGUGGUCUGUUUGGCCAGCAGAAUCAGCAGACUACCAGUCUCUUCAGCAAACCAUUUGGUCAAGCCACAACCACACAGAACACUGGCUUUUCCUUUGGUAAUACCAGCACUCUCGGACAGCCAAGCACAAACACCAUGGGCUUAUUUGGAGUAACCCAAGCCUCACAGCCAGCAGGUCUUUUUGGGACAGCUACGAAUACCAGUACUGGGACAGCAUUUGGAACAGGAACAGGUCUCUUUGGGCAGACCAAUACUGGGUUUGGUGCAGUUAGUUCGACCCUGUUUGGCAAUAACAAGCUUACUACAUUUGGAACCAGCACAACCAGUGCUCCUUCAUUUGGUACAACCAGUGGCGGGCUCUUUGGUAACAAACCAACCCUGACUUUAGGAACCAAUACAAACACUUCCAAUUUUGGUUUUGGCACCAAUACCAGUGGGAAUAGUAUUUUUGGAAGUAAACCAGCACCUGGAGCUUUGGGAACUGGGAUUGGUACAGGAUUUGGAACAGCUCUUGGUCCUGGACAGGCAUCUUUGUUUGGGAACAAUCAACCUAAGAUUGGAGGGCCUCUUGGUACAGGAGCUUUUGGGGCCCCUGGAUUUAAUACUACUACAGCUACUUUGGGCUUUGGCGCCCCCCAGCCUCCAAUAGCUUUGACAGACCCCAAUGCUUCUGCUGCCCAGCAGGCUGUUCUCCAACAGCACCUCAAUAGUCUAACAUACUCACCUUUCGGAGACUCCCCUCUCUUCCGGAAUCCCAUGUCAGAUCCUAAGAAGAAAGAAGAGAGAUUGAAGCCAACAAAUCCAGCAGCCCAGAAGGCUCUUACCACACCUACUCAUUAUAAACUGACACCACGCCCUGCCACCAGAGUCAGGCCAAAGGCUUUACAAACAACAGGCACAGCGAAAUCACAUCUCUUUGAUGGACUGGAUGAUGAUGAACCAUCCCUAGCCAAUGGAGCAUUCAUGCCCAAGAAAAGCAUUAAGAAGUUAGUUCUGAAGAACCUGAACAAUAGCAAUCUCUUUUCUCCUGUUAAUCGUGAUUCAGAAGAUCUAGCUUCACCAGCUGAAUAUCCAGAAAAUGGAGAUAGAUUUAGUUUCCUGAGCAAACCUGUUGAUGAAAACCAUCAGCAAUAUGGAGAGGAUGAUUCUCUUGUGUCACGUUUCUACACUAACCCUAUUGCUAAACCCAUUCCUCAAACCCCAGAGAGUGUUGGAAAUAAACACAAUAAUAGCAACAGUGUGGAUGAUACCAUUGUUGCAUUGAACAUGCGUGUUGCUUUGCGAAAUGGGCUAGAAGGAAGCAGUGAAGAAACCUCUUUCCAUGAUGAGUCACUGCAAGAUGACCGAGAAGAAGCAGAAACUAAUGCUUAUCAUAUCCAUCCAGCAGGCAUUGUUCUCACUAAAGUUGGUUACUAUACUAUUCCAUCUAUGGAUGACCUUGCUAAAAUUACCAAUGAAAAAGGAGAGUGCAUUGUUUCUGACUUCACUAUUGGUCGUAAAGGCUAUGGCUCAAUCUAUUUUGAAGGAGAUGUGAAUUUGACCAAUUUAAACUUGGAUGACAUUGUGCAUAUCCGAAGGAAAGAAGUUAUUGUUUACUUAGAUGAUAACCAAAAACCACCUGUGGGUGAAGGGCUAAAUAGGAAAGCUGAAGUUACAUUGGAUGGAGUUUGGCCAACAGAUAAAACAUCCCGUUGUUUAAUCAAGAGCCCUGAUCGGCUUGCUGAUAUCAACUAUGAGGGAAGAUUGGAAGCAGUUUCAAGGAAACAGGGAGCUCAAUUCAAGGAGUAUAGGCCUGAAACUGGUUCUUGGGUAUUUAAGGUCUCCCAUUUUUCUAAAUAUGGCCUUCAAGAUUCUGAUGAAGAAGAGGAGGAACGUCCAUCUAAAAGUAGUUCAAAGAAGUUAAAGACUGCCCCUUUGCCUCCUGAAGGACAGACUACCCCUUUCCAGAUGGCUCUCAAUGGCAAACCAGCACCUCCACCUCAGAGCCAGAGCCCAGAGGUGGAGCAGUUAGGGAGGGUUGUGGAACUGGACAGUGACAUGGUAGAUAUCACCCAGGAGCCAAUUUUGGAUUCUGUAUUAGAAGAGAGCAUGCCUGAGGAUCAGGAACCUGUGUCUGCUUCAACACACAUUGCAUCUUCAUUGGGAAUUAAUCCACAUGUCUUACAGAUCAUGAAAGCAUCAUUACUUGCUGAUGAAGAAGAUGGAGAUGCCACGGAUCAACACAUUAGUCACCUUCCUUCCAAAGGAGAUAUUUCUCAAGAAAUCUGUUCUCCCAGACUCCCCAUUUCAACAUCCCAUUCAUCAAAAUCCCGCUCAAUAGUUGGUGGGUUACUACAAUCAAAAUUUACAAGUGGAGCUUUUCUUUCACCAAGUGCCUCUGUGCAAGAAUGUCGAACUCCCAGAGCAUCAUCCUUAAUGAAUAUCUCAUCCACAUCUCCUUGGACUGUCCCUCCACUCCUGACCACUGUAUUUACAGUGCCCAGCCCAUCUCCUGAGGUUCAGCUGAAAACAGUGGGCACGCGUAGGCAACCAGGCCUAGUCCCUCUUGAAAAGUCUGUCACAUAUGGCAAGGGGAAACUUUUGAUGGACAUGGCCCUGUUCAUGGGACGUUCAUUUCGGGUUGGUUGGGGCCCCAACUGGACUCUUGCUAAUACCGGAGAACAGCUGAAUGGCUCUCAUGAACUGGAAAACCAUCAGAUUGCUGAUUCGAUGGAAUAUGGAUUCCUGCCCAAUCCAGUAGCUAUUAAAUUUCUAACUGAGUCCCCAUUCAGAGUUCAUUUGGAGAAACUCAGUUGGAGACAAAGGAAGCUGGAUGAAGACCUGCAGUUAUACCAGAUACCCUUGGAGCUCAAAUUAAAACAUAGCACUGUCCAUGUGGAUGAACUGUGUCCUCUCAUUGUCCCCAAUCCAGGAGUUGCUGUCAUUCAUGAUUAUGUAGAUUGGGUUAAGGAAGUAUCCAGAGAUUUAUCAGAAGCACAGAUUAUGAAACCCUGGAGCCUGACGUGGACAUUAUGUGAAGCCCUAUGGGGUCAUCUGAAGGAGCUUGACAGCCAGCUGGAUGAGCCCAGUGAAUACAUUCAGAUUCUGGAGCGAAGAAGAGCUUUUUCCCGCUGGCUAUCCCAUACUGCUGCACCUCAGAUUGAAGAAGAAGUCUCCUUAACCCGAAAAGACAAUCCUGUAGAGGCUGUCUUCAGCUACCUCACAGGCAGUAGGAUCAGCGAGGCCUGCUCUCUGGCACAGCAGUCAGGUGAUCACCGCCUUGCCCUUCUUCUGUCUCAGUUGGUGGGUAGCCAGCCAGUCCGGGAGCUACUCACGAUGCAGCUGGCGGAUUGGCAUCAGCUGCAGGCUGACUGUUUCAUCCAGGAUGAACGAUUGCGCAUCUUUGCCCUCUUGGCUGGAAAACCGGUGUGGCAACUAUCAGAGCAGAAGCAAAUCAAUGUAUGCUCCCAGCUGGACUGGAAACGUUCCCUUGCUAUCCAUCUUUGGUAUUUGCUUCCACCAACAGCCUCCAUUUCCAGGGCACUCAGCAUGUAUGAAGAAGCAUUUCAGAAUACCUCUGAGGGUGACAGAUAUGCCUGUUCCCCACUUCCUUCAUACCUGGAGGGUUCUGGCUAUUUGGUAGAGGAGGAGCAAGACUCACAGAGACCACUUCAAGAUGUUUGCUUUCAUCUUCUAAAACUCUACAGUGACAG